AUGGCUAGUGAUGGUUCAGAAAUGCCUAUUCCAGUAGGUGGAGUACCUUCUGCUUAUUCUGAUCAAUAUGAUCAAUAUGCAUACGAAUCAAAUCCUCAAACCGAAAAAAGCCACGAAGAUAAAUUAAAAGAAAAAGCCAGAAAAUGGCAACAAUUACAAAACAAACGUUAUGGCGAAAAGAGAAAGUUUGGUUUUAUUGAACACGAAAAGGCUGAAAUGCCUCCUGAACAUCUUCGUAAAAUCAUCAAGGAUCACGGUGAUAUGACAGCAAAGAAAUUCAGACACGACAAGCGUAUUUAUCUUGGUGCACUUAAAUACGUUCCUCAUGCCGUUCUUAAAUUGUUGGAAAACAUGCCCAUGCCUUGGGAACAAGUUAGAGAAGUUAAUGUCUUGUAUCACAUUACAGGUGCCAUUACUUUUGUAAAUGAAAUCCCCUGGGUUAUUGAGCCAGUCUAUAUUGCUCAAUGGGGUUCUAUGUGGAUCAUGAUGCGUAGAGAAAAACGUGAUAGAAGACACUUUAAGCGUAUGCGUUUCCCUCCUUUCGAUGACGAAGAACCUCCUCUUGAUUAUGGUGAUAAUAUUAUGGAUGUUGAACCUUUGGAAGCUAUUCAAAUGGAAUUAGACGAAGACGAAGAUAAUGCUAUUUUCGACUGGUUUUAUGAUAAUAAGCCCUUAGUUGAUACCAAAUUUGUCAAUGGUCCUACUUAUCGUCAGUGGCGACUUGAUUUGCCCAUCAUGUCUACCUUGUAUCGUAUCGCCAAUCAACUCCUGUCUGACCUUACUGACAAAAACUACUUUUAUCUUUUUGAUCUCAAUUCUUUCUUUACUGCAAAGGCUUUGAGUAUGGCCAUUCCCGGUGGCCCUAAAUUUGAACCUUUGUACCGUGAUAUGGAUACUGCUGACGACGAUUGGAACGAAUUUAACGACAUUAACAAAAUCAUUAUCCGUCAACCCGUUCGUACUGAAUACAAGAUUGCUUUCCCCUUCUUGUAUAAUUCUCUUCCUCGCAGUGUGAAGGUUGCCUGGUAUCAUUACCCUGCCGUCGUGUAUGUCAAGACUGAAGAUCCUGAUCUUCCUGCUUAUUAUUUUGAUCCCAUCAUCAACCCCAUUUCUUCUCGCACUGUUGACUCUGCAGGAACAAAGCAUGAAGAUGAAAUCUUUGGUGAUGCUGAGGAAGACACCGAAUUUACACUCCCUACUCAUGUUGUCCCCUUCUUGGAAGAGACAGAACUUUAUACUGAAAAUACAUCUAAUGCCAUUGCACUCUAUUGGGCUCCUCAUCCAUUUGAUAAGCGAUCUGGUCGUACUCGUCGUGCUCAAGAUGUACCUCUUGUCAAGAGUUGGUAUUUGGAACAUUGUCCUCCUGGCCAACCUGUCAAGGUUCGUGUGUCUUACCAGAAAUUGCUUAAAUGCUAUGUCUUGAAUGCUCUUCAUCACCGCCCUCCCAAGGCCCUUAACAAAAAAUACCUUUUCCGUAGUCUGAAGGCUACUAAAUUCUUCCAAACAACACAAAUUGACUGGGUCGAAGCAGGUCUUCAAGUCUGUCGACAAGGUUAUAACAUGCUCAACUUACUUAUUCACAGAAAGAACCUUAAUUAUCUUCACCUUGAUUACAACUUUAACUUGAAGCCUGUCAAGACAUUGACAACUAAAGAAAGAAAGAAGUCUCGUUUUGGUAAUGCCUUCCACUUGUGUAGAGAAAUCUUGCGUCUCACAAAACUCAUUGUCGAUGCUCAUGUUCAAUACCGUCUUGGUAACGUUGAUGCUUUCCAAUUGGCUGAUGGUCUUCAAUAUAUCUUUGCUCACGUUGGUCAAUUGACUGGUAUGUAUCGUUACAAGUACCGUUUGAUGAGACAGAUCCGUAUGUGUAAGGAUUUGAAGCACUUGAUCUAUUACCGUUUCAACACCGGCCCUGUUGGCAAAGGUCCUGGUGUGGGUAUUUGGGCUCCUGGUUGGAGAGUCUGGCUUUUCUUUAUGCGUGGUAUUGUGCCUUUACUUGAACGUUGGUUAGGUAAUUUGCUCGCUCGUCAAUUCGAAGGUAGACACAGUAAGGGUAUUGCCAAGACUGUCACAAAGCAACGUGUCGAUUCUCAUUAUGAUUUGGAAUUAAGAGCUGCUGUUCUUCACGAUAUCAUGGAUGCUAUGCCUGAAGGUAUUAAGGGCAACAAGUCUCGUACAAUUCUUCAGCAUCUUUCUGAAGCCUGGAGAGCUUGGAAGGCUAACAUUCCUUGGAAGGUGCCUGGUAUGCCUGUUCCUAUUGAAAACAUGAUUUUGCGUUAUAUCAAGGCUAAGGCUGAUUGGUGGACAAGUGUUGCUCACUAUAACCGUGAACGUAUCAGAAGAGGUGCUACUGUCGACAAGACUAUCUGUCGUAAGAACUUGGGUCGUUUGACCCGUCUCUGGCUUAAGGCAGAACAGGAGCGUCAACACAACUAUCUCAAGGAUGGUCCUUAUAUUACUGCUGAAGAAGCUGUUGCUAUCUACACCUCCACUGUUCACUGGCUUGAAAGCAGAAAGUUCUCACCUAUUCCCUUCCCUCCUCUUUCUUACAAGCACGAUACAAAGCUUCUUAUUCUUGCACUUGAACGUCUUCGUGAAGCUUAUUCAGUCCAAGGUCGUUUGAAUCAAAGUCAAAGAGAAGAAUUGGGUCUUAUUGAACAAGCCUAUGAUAAUCCUCAUGAAGCACUUUCUCGUAUCAAGCGUCUCUUAUUGACUCAGCGUGCAUUCAAGGAAGUUGGUAUUGAAUUCAUGGAUCUCUACUCUCACUUAAUUCCUGUCUAUGACAUUGAACCUCUUGAAAAAAUCACUGAUGCUUAUCUUGAUCAAUACCUUUGGUACGAAGCCGACAAGCGUCAUCUUUUCCCUGCAUGGAUUAAGCCCUCUGACUCUGAACCCCCACCAUUGUUGGUCUACAAGUGGUGUCAAGGUAUCAACAACUUGACAGAUGUCUGGGAUACCACAGAAGGUCAAUGUAAUGUUAUGAUGGAGACUUCUUUCAGUCGUGUCUAUGAAAAGAUUGAUUUGACUCUCUUGGGUCGUCUCUUGCGUCUUAUUCUCGAUCACAACUUGGCUGAUUAUGCUACUGCCAAGAACAACGUUGUAUUGAGCUACAAGGAUAUGAACCAUGUCAAUGCUUUUGGUCUGAUCCGUGGUCUUCAAUUUGCCUCGUUCAUCUUCCAAUACUAUGGUCUUGUUUUGGAUCUUUUGGUUUUGGGUCUUCAUCGUGCCAGUGAAAUGGCUGGUCCUCCUCAAUUGCCCAACGAUUUCUUGCAAUACCGUGAUGUGGAUACCGAGACGCGUCAUCCCAUUCGCUUGUAUUCUCGUUACAUUGACAAGAUUCAUAUCUUCUUCCGUUUCUCUGCAGAUGAUGCCCGUGAUCUCAUUCAACGUUACUUGACGGAACAUCCCGAUCCCAACUUUGAAAACAUUGUUGGCUACAAUAACAAGAAAUGCUGGCCCCGAGAUUGUCGUAUGCGUCUCAUGAAGCAUGAUGUCAACUUAGGUCGUGCUGUCUUUUGGGAUAUCAAGAACCGUCUUCCUCGUUCUUUGACCACCAUUGAAUGGGAUACUAGUUUUGUCAGUGUCUAUUCCAAGGACAAUCCAAACUUGCUUUUCAGUAUGUGUGGUUUCGAGGUCCGUAUCUUGCCCAAGAUCAGAAGUAUGAACGAGGAAUUCACUCUCAAGGAUGGUGUUUGGAACUUGGUAAAUGAACAAACCAAAGAAAGAACUGCCCAAGCCUACUUGCGUGUUGACCAAGAAUCUAUGGACCGCUUCCACAAUCGUAUUCGUCAAAUCUUGAUGGCCUCAGGUUCUACUACCUUCAGUAAGAUUGCCAACAAGUGGAAUACUGCUUUGAUCGGUUUGAUGACAUACUACCGUGAAGCUGUUGUUCAUACCCGUGAAUUGCUUGAUUUGCUUGUCAAGUGUGAAAACAAGAUCCAGACUCGUGUCAAGAUUGGUCUUAACUCCAAAAUGCCUUCUCGUUUCCCUCCUGUUGUGUUCAUGACACCCAAAGAACUUGGUGGUCUCGGUAUGCUUUCUAUGGGUCAUAUCCUUAUCCCUCAAUCUGAUUUGCGUUGGUCCAAGCAAACCGAAACAGGCAUCACUCACUUCCGUUCAGGUAUGAGUCAUGAUGAGGACGCGCUUAUUCCCAACUUGUAUCGUUACAUUCAAUCUUGGGAAUCUGAAUUUGUUGAUUCUCAGCGUGUUUGGGCUGAAUAUGCCUUGAAGCGUCAAGAAGCUAAUGCUCAAAACAGAAGAUUGACCUUGGAAGACUUGGAAGACUCUUGGGAUCGUGGUAUUCCUCGUAUUAACACCCUAUUCCAAAAGGACAGACACACUCUGGCUUAUGACAAGGGCUGGCGUGUACGUACUGAUUUCAAGCAAUACCAAGUCUUAAAGAACAACCCAUUCUACUGGACUAGUCAAAGACAUGAUGGUAAACUCUGGAAUUUGAACAACUACCGUACCGAUAUGAUUCAAGCACUUGGUGGUGUUGAAGCUAUUCUUGAGCACACCUUGUUUAAGGCAACUGCUUUUACCUCUUGGGAAGGUCUGUUCUGGGAACGUUCAUGUUUCUCAGCUGAUACAAAGCUGUUGAUGCACAAUCUUAGCGUCAAGACUGUUGCAGAACUGAAGGUUGGUGAUGUCUUGAUGGGCGAUGAUUCCACUCCAAGAAACGUCUUGAAGGUCUCCGAAGGUUUCUCUCCUUUGUACAGAAUUAAGUCAGGCAACACUGAAGAUUUGAUCGUUACAAGCAACCACAUUCUUUGCUUCCGAUACAAGAAGACUGUACGAAUUGGUUGGAGUGAACAAAAGCAAUCCUACAUUGUCCGUUGGUUGAAUAAGGAAGGUGAAGAAAGACAACGUAGCUUCUUCAACAAGUACUCUCAAGAAGAAGCUAUCAAAUUCUAUGAAUCUUUGCUUGCUGAUACUUCUCUUCCCAAGAAGGGCGACAUUGUAGAAAUGACUGUUAAGCAAUACAACGGUAUGCUUUCAUCAGCCAAAUCUUGGAUUCAUAUGUACAAGGAACCAUUGGAACUCGAAGCAAAGGAAGUCUCAAGCGAUCCCUAUUUCAUGGGUCUUUGGUUGGGCAAUGACAAUGAAGAGCCUGUUGCUGAUUUCUUGCACAAACAUGCUGAAGCAUUGUCUUUGCGUGUGUCCAUGACUGAAGGUACCCUUUCCUACAGUGUUGUAAACAAGAAGGAUUCCGAUGUCUCUCUUGUUGAGGCUUCUGAUAUGACUGCUCCUAUGUUGUCUCCUUCUUUGUCUGUUGCUUCAACUUUGUCUGAUUUUGCCACUCCUCCAUCAUCUCCCUUGUUGGAUAGCUUUAGCUUAGACGCUACUGAGAGAAGUAACGAUGGCUCUGUCUCUUUGGAUGAACACUUGACGCCUUUGGCUCUUUCUAAUGAAUCUGAAAAGGAAAAUGAUGCUCUCGUCUUAUCUGAAGCAGCUUCAUUUGAAGAAGUUAUUGAUAUUGAAGAUUGGAAUGAUAUCGACUAUUUUGAAGACGUCCUUGAUGGUUCUGUGUAUAGCCAAAAUGUAUAUACUGAAGUUGUGUAUGAAGACCAAGAUAAAGAAAAGACACGCUUUACUCAACAGUUGCUUAUGGAUAAGAAUUUCUGCGAGAGCCUUGGCUCAGAUAAAUCUGCCAACGACAAGGUUCACAGAUUAAAGAUUGCUCUUGGAAAGCUGUCUGCUACUCCCACCGACCGCAAGCAAAUUCCUAAUGACUACAAGUAUAAUACUAGAGAAGUACGUUUGUUGGUCCUUGCUGGUCUCUUAGACACUGACGGACGCUAUGAUGUUGAAAACAGUAGCUACACUUUCACUCAAGCUGAAAAGUCACACAAAGACUUAUUUGAGGAUACUGUCUGGCUUGCUAGAAGUCUUGGUUUUACAGUUCACACUCAAAGAGACAAACAAACCAGUACUCUUCCUACCGGUAAGCCAGUCAUUGAAUGGUGUUUGACUGCUGCUAUCUUUGGCGACUUGGAAGAAAUUCCUUGUUUGCUUCUUCGUAAACAAGCUCCACAAAGAAAGAUUUCACAAAAUUACCGUGUGUCUGAAAUCACAUCAGUAGAGUUAGAAGCAGUUCAGAAAUACUAUGGCCCCAUUGUCGAUGGUAAUCAACGUUUCUUCAGACAUGAUUAUUUGGUUGUACACAAUUCUGGUUUUGAAGCCAGUAUGCAAGCCAAGAAGCUUACCAAUGCCCAAAGAUCAGGUUUGAACCAAAUUCCUAACCGUCGUUUCACAUUGUGGUUCUCAAACACGAUCAAUCGUGCUAAUGUGUAUGUGGGUUUCCAAGUCCAACUUGAUUUGACCGGUAUUUUCAUGCACGGUAAGAUUCCUACCCUCAAGAUUUCUCUUAUCCAAAUUUUCCGUGCUCACUUGUGGCAAAAGAUCCACGAAGCAUUAACCAUGGAUUUUGCUCAAGUGUUUGAUCGUGAAUUGGAAGCGCUUCAAAUCGAAACUGUUCAGAAAGAAACGAUUCACCCUAGAAAGUCUUAUAAGAUGAAUUCCUCUGCUUCUGAUAUCUUGUUGUUUGCUGCCUACAAAUGGCCUGUGUCUCGUCCUUCACUCUUGAACGAUCCCAAGGAUGUGAUGGAUGGUCCUACUACCACCAAGUACUGGCUUGAUAUCCAAUUGAGAUGGGGUGACUUUGACUCGCACGAUAUCGAAAGAUACACUCGUGCCAAGUUCUUGGAUUACACGACAGAUAACAUGAGUAUCUAUCCUUCACCUACUGGUCUUAUGGUCGGUAUUGAUUUGGCUUACAACUUGUACUCUGCUUAUGGUAACUGGAUCCCUGGUAUGAAGCCUCUUGUUCAACAAGCUAUGUCCAAAAUCAUGAAGGCCAAUCCUGCUCUUUACGUACUUCGUGAACGUAUCAGAAAGGCACUUCAAUUGUACUCUUCUGAACCUACCGAACCUUACUUGUCUUCUACCAACUACGGUGAGUUGUUCAGUAACCAGAUUAUCUGGUUUGUCGAUGAUACGAAUGUGUACCGUGUCACUAUUCACAAGACGUUUGAAGGUAACUUGACUACCAAGCCUAUUAACGGUGCUAUCUUUAUCUUCAACCCUCGUACGGGUCAAUUGUUCUUGAAGAUUAUUCACACCUCUGUCUGGGCUGGUCAGAAGCGUUUGGGUCAAUUGGCCAAGUGGAAGACUGCUGAAGAAGUAGCUGCUUUGAUUCGUUCAUUACCUGUGGAAGAACAACCCAAGCAGAUUAUUGUCACAAGAAAGGGUAUGUUGGAUCCUUUGGAAGUCCAUUUACUUGAUUUCCCCAACAUUGUGAUCAAGGGUUCUGAACUUCAAUUGCCUUUCCAAGCCUGUCUUAAGGUUGAAAAGUUUGGUGAUUUGAUUCUUAAGGCUACUGAACCUCAAAUGGUUUUGUUCAACUUGUACGAUGACUGGCUCAAGAGCUUCUCUUCAUACACUGCUUUCUCUCGUUUGGUGCUCAUUUUGCGUGCUUUGCAUGUCAACACUGAAAAGACAAAGUUGAUCUUGCGUCCUGACAGAAGCACGAUCACUGAACCUCAUCAUAUCUGGCCUACACUGUCUGAUGAAGAAUGGGCAAAGGUUGAAGUUCAAUUGAAGGACUUGAUCUUGGCUGACUAUGGUAAAAAGAACAAUGUCAACGUUGCUUCCCUUACCCAAUCCGAAAUCAGAGAUAUUAUUUUGGGUAUGGAAAUCCAAGCUCCCUCUUUACAACGUCAACAGAUCGCAGAAAUUGAAAAGCAAACCAAGGAACAAUCUCAAUUGACAGCUGUCACUACCAAGACACGUAACAUUCACGGUGAUGAAAUGAUUGUGACCACCACCAGUAAUUAUGAACAAGCAACUUUCUCUAGCAAGACUGAAUGGCGUAUUCGUGCCAUCUCUGCUACCAACUUGCAUUUGAGAACAAACCAUAUUUAUGUUAACUCCGACGAGAUCAAGGAAAACACGUACACUUAUGUUAUGCCCAAGAACGUCUUGAAGCGAUUCAUCACCAUUUCCGAUCUUCGUACUCAAAUUGCUGGUUUCAUGUAUGGUGUCAGUCCUCCUGAUGCUCCCAAUGUCAAGGAAAUUCGUUGUAUUGUCAUGCCUCCUCAAUGGGGUACGCAUCAAACUGUUCACUUGCCCAACACACUUCCUGAACAUGAGUAUUUGCAAGACAUGGAACCUUUGGGUUGGAUCCACACUCAGCCUCAAGAAUUGAUGAACAUGUCUGCUCAAGAUGUCACGACACAUGCCAAGAUAUUGGCUGCCAACAGAAACUGGGAUGGUGAAAAGACCAUCACUCUCACUUGUUCUUUUACGCCUGGUUCUUGUUCAUUGACUGCCUACAAAUUGUCUCCUGCUGGUUUCGAAUGGGGUAAGAACAAUGUGGAUCCUGGAAGUCAACCUCAAGGCUACUUGCCCACUCAUGGUGAAAAGGUUCAAAUCUUGUUGUCUGACCGAUUCCUUGGUCACUUUAUGGUACCUUCUGAAACUUGGAACUAUAACUUUAUGGGUGCUCAAUUCAGUGCUAGCAUGAACUAUAGACUUGUAUUGGAUGUUCCUAAGGAAUUCUACCAUGAAUCUCAUCGUGCUGCCCACUUUAUGAACUUUAGUAGUGAAACAGAAGUUGCAGCUGAAGCUGAUAUUGAAGAUUCUUUUGCUUAA
Gilbertella persicaria is the source of this 8652-nucleotide messenger RNA. Its product is annotated as pre-mRNA-processing-splicing factor 8. Gene Ontology annotation, molecular function: U1 snRNA binding; pre-mRNA intronic binding; protein binding. Gene Ontology annotation, cellular component: U5 snRNP; catalytic step 2 spliceosome. The record is from RefSeq and is a predicted model, not a curated record. Gene Ontology annotation, biological process: mRNA splicing, via spliceosome; spliceosomal tri-snRNP complex assembly. The coding region runs from base 1 to 8652 and encodes 2883 amino acids. The transcript is spliced from 3 exons. NCBI's taxonomy places the organism in Eukaryota, Fungi, Mucoromycota, Mucoromycetes, Mucorales, Choanephoraceae.